AGCGCCACGACUCGCACCGACACCCGGACCGACACCCGGACCGACACCCGGACCCACACCCGGACCAUGAAGCCCGCCGGAGGAGCAGGAGGCUCCGCGGCGCUGCUGCUGCUGCUGCUCGGCCGCUGCUGCUGCUCCGAGCCCGGGAGGAGAGUGUGCCAGGGGAUGAGCAACCAGCUGAGCCUGCUCGGGUCCCGAGAGCACCACUACGACAACAUGGUGAGGAUGUUCUCCAACUGCUCCGUGGUCCUGGAGAACCUGGAGGUGACCUACAGCCUGGAGCACCAGGACCUGAGCUUCCUCCAGUCCAUCCAGGAAGUCGGCGGCUACGUUCUGAUCGCCAUGAACGAAGCCGCAACCAUCCCAUUGGUCAAUCUGAGGCUGAUCCGCGGACAGAACCUCUACGAGGACCAGUACGCUCUGCUGGUGGUGUCCAACUACAACAGGAACUUCUCGUCCACGACCCUCAACUACACCAGCGGCCUGCGACAGCUGCAGCUCAGCAGCCUGACGGAGAUCCUGAAAGGAGGCGUGAAGAUGGCCCACAACCCCCUGCUGUGCAACGUGGAGAGCGUGCGGUGGGGCGACCUGCUGGACGGGGACAGUCAGCCCAGCAUGCUGCUGAAGCUGGACGCCGUCGCCUCCCACUGUGAGAAGUGCCACUCCAGCUGUGUGAACGGAUCGUGCUGGGCGGCGGGACCGGACCACUGCCAGACAUUUACCAAGCUGCUGUGUGCGGAGCAGUGCAGCAGAAGGUGCCGAGGUCCGAAACCCAUCGACUGCUGCAACGAGCACUGUGCUGCCGGCUGCACCGGACCGCGGGCCACCGACUGCCUGGCCUGCAGGGCCUUCAAUGAUGAUGGAACAUGUAAAGACACGUGUCCUCCUCUUAAACUCUACGACCCCAAAACCCACCAGGUGGUCGACAACCCCAACGCCAAGUUCACCUUCGGGGCGACCUGCGUCAAGGCCUGCCCACAUAACUACGUGGUGACAGACGGCUCAUGUGUUCGGACCUGCGGCGCUGGGAUGUACGAGGUGGAGGAGCAUGGAGUGCAGCGCUGCAGACCCUGUGAUGGAGCCUGUCCUAAAGCUUGUGACGGAGUCGGAGUCGGUUCGCUGAUCAACACCAUCGCGGUAAAUGACUCCAACCUGGAGUCCUUCAGGAGCUGCACAAAAAUCAACGGGAACAUCAUCCUCCUCGAAAUCUCCUUCACUGGGGACCCGCACUAUAACAUCCCGCCCAUGGACCCGCAGAAGCUGGAGUACUUCAGGACGGUGAAAGAAAUCACAGGUUACCUGCUGAUCCAGUCCUGGCCCAAGAACCUGACGUCUCUGUCGGUGUUCGAGAACCUGGAGAUUAUCAGAGGAAGGUCAACAUACUCGCAGUACAGCCUGGUGCUGGUGAAGUUGAAGAACCUCCGCUGGCUCGGCCUGCGCUCUCUGAAGGAGAUCAGCGCCGGGAAGGUGGUUCUGAAGGACAACCUGCAGCUGUGCUACACCGGCAGGGACCAGUGGACCCGAGUCUUCAGGUCCAGCGACCAGAACGUCAGCAUGCGCAACAACAGCCUGCUGGACCUCUGCGAGCAGCAGAACCGAACCUGUGACCAGCAGUGCACGGAGGUGGGCUGCUGGGGGCCCGGACCCUCCAUGUGUGUGUUCUGCCGCCACUUGGACCGCAGGGGGCGCUGUGUGCAGAGCUGCAACCUGCUGCAAGGUGAGCCCAGAGAGGUGGAGGUGAACAGCAGCUGUGUCCAGUGUCACGCUGAGUGUCUGCUGAGAUCUGGGACUCCGACCUGCUUCGGACCGGGUCCGGACCAGUGCUCCCAGUGUGCCCACUUUAAAGAUGGCCCCCACUGCGUCACUCGCUGCCCUCACGGCGUGCAGGGCGGCGAAGACACGCUCAUCUGGAAGUACGCCGACGGGACGGGCCAGUGCCAGCCCUGCCACCAGAACUGCACCCAGGGGUGCUCGGGUCCUGGACUGUCCGGAUGCAGCAGCGCUGCGACCCACUCCACGCUGGCGGUGGGUGUGGUCGGCGGGCUCCUGGUUGCCGUCAUCGUGUCGCUGGUCGUCUUCGUGUUGCUGCGGCGACGACGAAUCAGGAGGAAGAGGACCAUGCGCCGCCUGCUGCAGGAGAGGGAGCUGGUGGAGCCGCUGACGCCGAGCGGCCAGGCGCCGAACCAGGCGCUGCUCAGGAUCCUGAAGGAGACCGAGUUCAAGAAGGUCCGGGUGCUCGGCUCCGGGGCUUUCGGGACCGUUUUCAAGGGUUUGUGGAUCCCUGAAGGGGAGAACGUGAAGAUCCCAGUGGCCAUCAAAGUUCUCAGAGAGGCCACGUCUCCUAAAGCCAAUAAAGAAAUCCUGGAUGUGAGGCGGAGUUUUCCUCGUUUCAUUGCCUCUGCUUGUUGCUUCUUCUCGUCUUCUGUCUCGGUGUUUAUAUUUCGUGUCUCCGUCGUCUCACUUGGUGUCGUUUUGUGUCUCAGUAUUUUGUUUGCGUGUCUCGUCUGGUUGCUUUUUGCGUUUGUUCCCAUCAAGUGGAUGGCGUUGGAGUCGAUCCAGCAGUGGACCUACACCCACCAGAGCGACGUCUGGAGCUACGGUGUGACCGUUUGGGAGCUCAUGACGUUCGGGUCGAAGCCGUACGACGGCAUCCCGGCCAGCGAGAUCGCCUCGGUUCUGGAGAGAGGAGAGCGUCUGCCGCAGCCGCCCGUCUGCACCAUCGACGUCUACAUGAUCAUGGUCAAAUGUUGGAUGAUCGACCCGUCCAGUCGGCCGCGGUUCAGAGAGCUGAUGGUGGAGUUCUCUAAGAUGGCCAGCGACCCGUCCAGAUACCUGGUGGUUCAGGGGGAACCGCCCAGCCCGUCAGACAGCAGGUUCUACUCUCGCCUGCUGAGCACCGGCGACGCCGAGGACGCGGUCGACGCAGACGAAUACCUGCUGCCCUGCAAAGGCCUGGGUAACCAUGACGACCGCCGCUGUGGCGCCACGAACGGUCAUCCAGCCCGACAGAACAGCGUCGCCCUGCGGUACAUCACCGAUCCCACUCACGGCGCGCUGGACAGAGACGACUUCAGCGGCCACGACUACAUGAACCAGACUGUGAGUGAAACCAGCCGGAGCAGCAGGCUGUCGGAGGUUUUAAACCCCAACUACGAGGACCUGAGCCUGGGCCGCGGCGCCGCCUCGCUGCCCUCCCCGCUGGAGGACCUGCAGAACUCUGACCCGGUUCCUUCCGGACCCGAAUACCUGAACGACAGCCUGGACAGCCCCGACUACCGGGCCGACCGCCGGCCGCAGACCGCCGCCACGGCGAUAGGUGGGAGUCUGUUCCUGCCAGCGGCGGAGAACCUGGAGUACCUGGGUCUGGGCGCUGCGCUGCACGCUCCUGUCCGCUAGGGGGCAGCAGCAUCCACACAGCCAGCCUCCAACACUUCAAUGUCACCGUCUAACUGUGGGUUCCUCCAGGAACCAGAACUCUCUGUGCUGGUGCUCAGCGGCUCUCAUCCAGACCUUUCAGAGCCCGUCUGCAGAAGCAUCAGUUCUGUUCAUCGGACACUUUUAACGGAGCCGCCGGCCGCAACAGGCGCUGAAACAUCAUCACUCCUCCACUUUGUUCUUCUGACUCCAACUGCUGAAGCUCAGAACGAGCAGCGCCGCGCCGGUGGGUCGGCGUCCACACACCUGCAUCACAAAUUGUUCGGUCCUAAACCAAAACCAAACCUUUGGUUGGUAGAAAGAACCAGUCUUUCUACAGCUGAUGAGGAACAGUCUGGAGACAUGGAGAUGGUUCAACAUGUGCAGGUCGAGGAGACAUCAGCUCCAGGGUUUAACAUCUGAGGAGACAUGAUGGUUCCUGGUUUUUACAUUUUAUAAAAUAAAUCAUCAAAGACAUGUUUUCUUCUCUCUGGUCUCCAUGGUUCUGAG
Stegastes partitus (bicolor damselfish) is the source of this 3924-nucleotide messenger RNA. Its product is annotated as melanoma receptor tyrosine-protein kinase-like. Gene Ontology annotation, biological process: negative regulation of apoptotic process; neurogenesis; multicellular organism development. The record is from RefSeq and is a predicted model, not a curated record. NCBI's taxonomy places the organism in Eukaryota, Metazoa, Chordata, Actinopteri, Pomacentridae. Gene Ontology annotation, molecular function: epidermal growth factor receptor activity; ATP binding; epidermal growth factor binding. Gene Ontology annotation, cellular component: basal plasma membrane; signaling receptor complex; plasma membrane. The transcript has 25 exons. Bases 67 to 3396 code for a protein of 1109 amino acids.